Molecule: messenger RNA, 1026 nt
Organism: Aspergillus pseudonomiae
Lineage: Eukaryota; Fungi; Ascomycota; Eurotiomycetes; Eurotiales; Aspergillaceae
Exons: 5
Coding region: 115-939 (274 amino acids)
Biological process (GO): lipid metabolic process
Source: RefSeq, a predicted model, not a curated record
GCCCUGAAUGCCCAGCAUCUAAUGCAGGAGCACAGCCUCAGGCCCCGUAUAAGACAACUGGGCCCGCACACCAAAGACGCUUAAUGUUUACGGACCCAUUCCUCACCCACAACCAUGGUUUCUCUGAGAGGUCUCCUGAAAAUUUCCCAGCGCCAUCCCCGACCCACUGCGUCGGCAUUGAGAGCGUCCACUGUAGCCCCCGCAUCAGGCUCCCCGUUCAUUAACAAUUCGCAGGGGGCUUCGGCUGCUGUGGCGGAUUUAUCCGAUGCUCUUGGCACUGUUUUUGAUCAGAUUGAUCUGGAUGGCGAUUUGAAUGGCCAGAUUAAUGGGCUGUUGGAUCGACUCGAUCAAGAGGCAUCCAAGUAUAGUAACUCCCAGCUGAAAGAUGAGCACUAUCCUGACUGGGAUUGCUCUCCGGAAAAAGCUGAAUUGAUCUCCAUUGCGUGGCGCUGUGCCCGGGAGGUGUAUGAAACAUCCUCGGGUCUACCUAUUGGCCCUGUUCGUAAUGGGGAGUGGAAACUCGAACCAGGCGAUUGUGUUGUUCCAUCAACUGAUGGGACAAUCAAAGCUGUCUCUUUCAGUCGUGUGUCAUCAGUUGAGAAGGCGACUGAUCACAAGGAUCUCCCUGUGCUAGUAGUUGCUAUUCGAGGGAGUGCUAGUGCAGUCGACCACAUGGUAAAUGCUAACUAUGAGCCGCGGAAUGCAGAUGACUUCAUUGACAUAUCUCGGCUUGCGCCGGAGAACAGCACCAAUCUUCAGGCGCAUUCUGGGUUCCUGAAUAGCGCAAAGGCUCUGGACAAAACCGUGUCACAGGGGAUAAAGAACUAUAUCCGUCAAAAUGCAAGCGAAUACAGUCACGUCUUAUUCACCGGCCACUCAGCAGGUGGUGCUGUUGCCUCACUUUUGUUCCUUCGGCAUAUAGCACAAGAAAGCGUUUAGGUCCGAUUCUCGUGUAUAACAUUUGGGGCACCUCCAGUGGUGACAGUUCCUCUUUUGGAAAGUCCAGUACCUGGAGUUUCCAGCGGA